UGGUUCUAGUUCUAAAAUCUGUGAAAUCUUAAAAAGUUAUUAAUCUUUUUCAACAAGUUACUAAUCGCGCUAAGCAAAUAAACCAUGAAGAUUUGAACUAUGAUCAAGCGACUACCGAGAUAAGGGUGGCACCAAUGCCAUAAAAACCCAGUUACCACUGAAGCUAAAGCUCUCGUCGAAACGGAAGAGCGAAGUUUACAAAGUUUGAUGACCGUUUUCACUUUUACUUAUUGAGUGGUAUUGGCGGUUGGGAGCUCAUUUCGCGAUCGGUUCUCUUGGCGCGCAGUCCGAAGUCCGCAGUUUGGUUUCUACAUAUCACAUAAUAAUGGCCAAUUCCGUUAUUCCCACUUCCGUUAAUCCCGAUCUGCAAAAGGAACGCGAUGGAGCGAGUUUUAGCAGCGAAGAAUUCGCGGCCUUUUGGGCCGGAAGCGAGGAGACUCUAAAGUUCAUCCGCGGCGUUCGUGCAUAUAUGCAGCAGGAUGUGGAUGUGCUGGAGAUGUUGCAAUUGCAGAACAAAUCGCACGAGGAGAUCGUCGAAUUCUCCGUGAAGGGAGGCAUUGAGGUGGCCAAAAAGCUGCGACGUCUGCAGGAAGAGCGUAAUCCUGGCGGCGAUGAUUACUGGCCGAAACUGUACGAUCACCAAGUGAUGUGGGGUCUUGUGCCCGGCGGCAAUCCCUUUGGCGUAAUGUAUGUGAUGCUGGUGAAAGCUCUGCAGGCUCAAUGCACUCCGGAGCAGUACGAGGACUUUGGCAAGCGACUGGAACGCUUCGAGAUAUGCGGCACCUACGCUCAAACGGAACUGGGCCAUGGAACCUAUCUGCGCGGACUGGAAACCCGGGCUGAUUUCGAUCCCAAGACAGAUGAAUUUGUGCUCAACACACCGUCGAUUUCCUCCUACAAGUGGUGGCCUGGCGGAUUGGGUCACAGUUCCAACUAUUGUUUGGUAAUGGCUCAGCUGUAUAUCGACAACAAGUCCAAGGGCCCGCAUAUGUUCUUCAUACAGGUGCGUGAUGAGGAGACCCACGAGCCACUGCCUGGCGUUCACAUCGGUGACAUUGGCAAGAAGAUGGGCUUUUGGGGGGUUAACAAUGGCUUUCUGGGCCUUAAGAAUGUGCGGAUACCAAGGACUCGCAUGCUAAUGCGACAUGCCCAGGUCAAUGCCGAUGGAUCCUAUGUUAGCAGUCCCACGAAUGUGCUUACCUAUUUUGCCAUGGUGCGCACGCGCUGUCUAGUUGCCAAAAAUAAUUCGUUGAUGUUGGCGGCCGCUUCCACCAUUGCCACUAGAUACUCGGCUGUCAGACGCCAAAGUCCCAUAAAUCCCAAGGAACGUGAGCCCCAGAUCAUGGAUCACGUCACUCAGCAAAUGAAGCUUUUCCCGGAGAUUGCCACCAGUUUGGCCCAUUGGCUGGCCAGUGACUACUUAUGGAACCUCUACGAUGUGACCAUUGAGGAUAUAGAACACGGAAAGUAUGAGCGCCUGCCGGAGCUGCAUUCCCUGUCCUGCGCUCUAAAAGUAACCUGCUCAAUGGACUCUGCCGCUGGCGUGGAAAGAUUGCGUUUGGCAUGUGGCGGCCACGGGUACCUCAUCUCGUCCAACAUGAGCAAUAUUUACGUAAAUGCCAGCGCAGCCUGCACCUACGAGGGCGAGAACACAGUACUGCUGCUGCAGAUUGGUCGCUUUUUGAUGAAGACCUGGCGGUCGGCGUUGAGUGGAGCUCCGUUGGCGCCCACCGUUCGCUAUCUGGCCGAGGUGCAAAAAAAUCCGGAGUUUGGCAAAUGGACAGGCAGCUGGGAAAACAUGGUGAAGGCCAUGCAGUAUGCAGCUGCUAAUAAGACACGUGUGGCCUUUGAGAGCCUUUCCAACCGACUAUCUAAGGGCGAGACCGAAGGGAAUGCGGCUAAUCAUACGGGCAUUGAGUUCACCCAAGCAGCCGAGCUCCAUGGACGCGCCUUUGUUUUCGGCUCUUUCACCGCUGAAGUGACUGGACCCAAAUCCAAAACCCGCUCAGCGGCGCUCAAUCGAGUUUUGGAAAACCUUCUGGAGCUGUACCUGGUCAAGGAGACACUUAAUCAAAUGGGCCAUCUACUUAGGUUUGUUGAACUGACCGAUACGGAUCUCACGCGGCUGCAGGAUCGUUUGGAAACGGUGCUCACCAAACUGCGACCCGAUGCUGUGGCUAUUGUGGAUGGCUUCGACUUUAGUGACCUCCAACUAAACUCCACUUUGGGCUCCUACGAUGGCAAUGCCUAUGAGCGUAUCUUCGAUGCGGCUCUCAAAAACCCGGUGAACCAGAAGUCAGUGCCAAAGUCCUUCCAUGAACUCCUGAAACCUUUCAUGAAGUCCAAUAUGUAGUGCCUAGCACCAAUUUUAAGUCAUUUGUAAAUCCAUUAUCUAGUGUUGAACUAGAUUUUGGGUUAUGUUAAUGUUUAUACCCGGUAUGUAUUGAUUUUGUACAUGCCCAGUCUUUUUUGUUAUGAUUUUGUAAAUAAAACUGUUUAUAAUAUAUUCUCCUCUUUAACUGAA
Messenger RNA from Drosophila elegans, 2524 nucleotides. RefSeq names its product probable peroxisomal acyl-coenzyme A oxidase 1 (gene Acox57D-p). Gene Ontology annotation, biological process: lipid homeostasis; fatty acid beta-oxidation using acyl-CoA oxidase. Gene Ontology annotation, molecular function: fatty acid binding; FAD binding; acyl-CoA oxidase activity. The transcript has 8 exons. The record is from RefSeq and is a predicted model, not a curated record. NCBI's taxonomy places the organism in Eukaryota, Metazoa, Arthropoda, Insecta, Diptera, Drosophilidae. Gene Ontology annotation, cellular component: peroxisome. The coding region runs from base 326 to 2353 and encodes 675 amino acids.